UUAAAGGUGAGUACGGUGUUUCUGCCAACGUUAUUAUGGGAACGGCUUGGGAGGGGACAAAAGGGCAUUACGGUCUGAUAAUUUUAUUUCCUCUCUCCCCCCAAUACAUUGUUAUUGACAUUUGCAAAUACUAUUUUUUUUCCUUAGGCUAUAAUGAAGGUAAUUUGAACCUUCAAGAAAGCCCUUACUCAGUUCUCCCUAACAAAAAACCCCGAGCCACUCAAAAGUGAGCAGUUAAAACGUAAAUUAACAUCGUCCGAUAAUUUAUUUCCUCUCCUCUGAUUCUUUCAACCUGAUAAAAACGUUUUAGUAUAUGAUAAAUUUAGGAAGAGCAAUUUUUACACAAACGCUAUCUCUUUCGUGCUUUAAAGUUAAAUUUUUGGAAUUUAAUUGUAAUUUUUUGCUUCAUUUUAUAGGUUUCCUUUGGUCUUGAGACACCGUUGAACUUCGUGAAACAAAGAAAAAUUCCCCCACAGUUGAGCCUCUGAGACGACACACAAAAAAGCCAUCUACAUUUCUGAUCGUCUGUAUUGGGAAGCUGUUAAAAUUCUUUAUGAUCUGAAGGAGAACAACUGCCACUAAAAACAUAAACCAAAAUUAAUAUUUAGCAACAACUUUCCCUGAUGUUUUUUAUCAAGCAACUUUUUGUUACGAAAAGUUGCUUUUUUUUAAAAUGAGCAAAACCAAAUUCAUUUUUUUCUUUAAAAACACAGCUUAAUCCAAAAAAGCUAAACCUUGAGGCGCUGUCGACGAGAAAAUUAAUUGGAUAAAUUUACAAACAUGGGUUCUAGACCCAUAGACCCGAAGGAGCUCCUCAAAGGACUGGAUUGUUUCCUUGGCAAAGAUGGAGAAAUCAAAACUCAUGAAGGCAUCACUAAAAUUUUUAAUUUAAUGAAAGAUGCGCAGAAGAUGGUCAGUCGGUGCAUCUACUUGAACAUUCUGUUGCAGACCCGAGCACAAGAUAUACUCUCGAAAUUCAUCAAAGUUGGUGGCUAUAAGCUCCUUAACACGUGGCUAACAAGCUCAAAAGCAUCCAGUAAUGUCCCCCUUCUUCAGCAGAUUCUACUCACACUCCAACACUUACCUCUGACUGUGGAUCAUCUGAAACAAAACAAUACUGCCAAAUUGGUGAAGCAGCUCAGCAAGUCAAGUGAUGAUGAAGAGCUUCGUCGACUGGCUUCCAUACUGGUCAGUGACUGGAUGGGCGUGAUCCGCUCUCAGAGUAGCUCCCAGCCUACAGAACGAGAAAAGAAAAAACGAAAGGAAGAAAACAGAAGCAAAGCACCUGUUCAGGAGAAGCCUCAGGAAGCCAAAUCAGAAGCUAAGCCUGAGGAGACCCCUGAAAAGAAGAAAGAAAAACCAAAAUCUCUCCGCACCACAGCACCCAGCCAUGCCAAAUUCCGUUCCACAGGUUUGGAAAUGGAGACUCCAUCACUCAUUCCUGUGAAAAAGAACAUGAAUGCUGCAGUAACCUCUGAUAAAUAUAAUUUGAAGCCAAUACCACUGAAAAGACAGAACACAUCAACCCCAAUUUGUGAGAACCCACCUGCUGAAAAGAAAUACAAACCCCUCAACACCACCCCCAAUGCUACCAAGGAAAUUAAAGUGAAGAUCAUCCCCCCACAGCCUAUGGAAGGAUUGGGCUUCUUGGAUGCCCUAAACUCUGCCCCUGUCCCAGAAAUCAAGAUCAAAAAGAAAAAGAAAGUCCUGUCUCCAACUGCAGCUAAGCCAAGUCCUUUUGAAGGGAAGCCAGUCCCAGAAACCGCUGCUGCCAAGCCAUCUUCACCUGAGUUGAACCCAGCUUCAGAGCCAAUGGAUGUGGAUCGACCUGGUACUCCUGUGCCAGCUGUGGAGGUGCCCGAACCCAUGGAGACAAAUUCCUCUGAGCAUGGAGGUUUGUUGGAUUCAAAGCCAACUGAGAGCCCAGCUGAUUCAACCCAGUUGACAAAGAAGGGUAAAAAGAAAAAAACAGUGAGCUGGCCUGAGGAGAAUAAACUGCGGGAAUAUUUCUACUUUGAAUUGGAUGAGACAGAGAGAGUUAAUGUGAAUAAGAUCAAGGACUUUGGCGAGGCUGCCAAACGAGAGAUACUACUGGAUCGCCAUGCCUUUGAGACAGCCCGUCGGCUUAGCCACGACGCUAUGGAAGAGAAGGUUCCCUGGGUGUAUCCAAAGGCUAUUGAUUUGCCUGCUCCACUGGUUCAGCCCGGAAGUGGCAGUCAGGAGAAAUUCACUCAAGCUGAGCGUGAGAAAGGCAUUUUACAAGAAAUCUUUCUCUCAAAAGAGAGUGUUCCUGACAGCCCUCAUGAACCAGACCCAGAGUCCUAUGAGCCAGUGCCACCCAAGCUGAUUCCUUUAGAUGAGGAAUGCUCCAUGGAUGAGGCCACCUACGAGGAAAGACUCGACCCAUCCACCGCCUCGCAGUCUCCGGACGGAGCUGGGGGCUCCAAGCUGCCCCCGGUCCUGGCCAACCUCAUGGGCAGCAUGGGGGCAGGCAAGAAUCCGCAGGGCCCCAACCCCAGCUCUUCCAUCAACAUGCAAGAGAUUCUCACCUCCAUCAUGGGUGGCUCAAACAAUCAUAAAACAGAAGAGUUGAUGAAGCAACCAGAUUAUUCUGACAAGAUCAAGCACCUGCUCGGCAAUUUGCAGGGCCAGCCUGGACCAGGUCCUUCAGGAGUUCCACAUGGGCUGCUUGGACCAGGACCUGGCCCGGUCCCCAAUGGAUUCCCACCAGGGCCCAAAAAUAUGCAACACUUUCCUCCUGGAGGGCCAGGACCUAUGCCUGGACCACAUGGAGGCCCAGGUGGCCCUAACAUGCCUCCAGGCCCUGGUGUGCCCAAUGGACCUCGGAUGAUGGGCCCACCUCCUCCCCAGUGUAAUGAUGGAUACUGGGAUCCUCCUGAUGGUGGCAUGCGUGGUGGGCCCCAUGGAGGCAUGAGAGGUGGCAGUCCUGGCCCCGGCCCUGGCCCCGGCCCUUUCCAUCGUGGCCGUGGUGGCAGAGGUGGAGAGCCUCCUUUCCGAGGGCGAGGAGGUGGACGGAGUGGUGGUCCCCCCAAUGGUAGGGGGGGCCCUCCCAACAACAGCAUGGGCGGUGGCCAUGGAGGGGGACACGGCAGCAGUGGCCACGGAGGGGGUCACGGCAGCGGUGGCCAUGGAGGGGGACACGGCAGCGGUGGCCAUGGAGGUCACGGAGGAGGGGGCCACCCAGGGGACCACGGCAGGGGACAUCCAGGCGGCCAUCCAGGGGACCACAGCAGGGGACAUCCAGGCGGUCAUCCAGGGGACCACGGCCGGGGAUAUCCAGGGGACCACAGCAGGGGACAUCCAGGGGACCAUGGCAGAGGUCACCCAGGGGACCACGGCUGGGGGCACGGAGGCGGCCAUGGUGGAGAUAGGUCAAAGCGUCCCGUAUGUCGUCACUUCACCAUGAAAGGCAGCUGCAGAUACGAAAACAACUGUGCCUUCUACCACCCUGGAGUGAACGGGCCGCCCUUGCCCUAGCACGAGGAGCCUGUUUCCUCCUUGCCUCUGCUGACUGUGGCAUCAGCACACAUUCCCACUGACUUGGACUUGGCCUUGCGUUCCCAUUUCAGACUGAUGCUGCAUCUGCUUUUUAUGGCUUCUGUGAGGCCCGUUAAAUGCUUGGAGCAAGGGAAUGUGACUACUUCCUCCUUCCGCAUCUGCUGCUACUGAUGAACUGCCACACCCCCAAAAGAGAAACUGUUGGGAGGCAUCUUCCCCCUCCCUGUCUGGGGAGAUGAGGCAACCAAUGACUUUGAAAGCACAAGAGACUUAAAAGAGGGUUUUUAAAAGCCAGUGUGUGUAAAUAUUCCUGUGGAACCAGCAAAGGAAGGGGAUAUUCUUGCUCACAGCCUUGACUUGACUCUGUGCUGGGUUCUUCAGCUUCCCAGGAACCAGACUUGUACUGAAGAAUUGCUUUGGUCUGGAGGAAGAGCUGGCAUCAGCGGGAAAACUCCUUUUUAGGAACAUGUGUGUAAGGCAGGGGAGAGGUUACAGCAACUGCUUGUGGAUCAUUCUGGGAGAUGCAAGGGCAAGAGAUCCAUUGCUCCUGUCUAAAGGCCCUGUAGGAGAACGGGGAUUUCCAGCAGCUGCCACUUACACAAUACCCUCUUGAACCAUGAUGCCCCAUCUGCCCCUUUGUAGAAUACCCCUUGCAGUGCCCUAUUGACUGCACAGAUGUGGUUUCCCUUGGUGCUAAGUCUGCCAUUGGGGGAAACCUACAAACUGUUUUCUGUGAAAACUCAACCUGGAGACUAAUGAUUUAGGGGGUAACUUUUGUUUUCCUGAUUUACAUUGUUGGUUGUGGGUUUUUUAAACAGUCUCAUAAGAUGUGGACUCUUCACAACAUCUUUCAUCUCCCCUCAUCUUGAAGUGGGUGCAGCAACCCCUCUCCUGGGGGGAACAAAAUGUCUCGCUCUAAGUUUUGUAUAUUUUGUACAUUAGUAAUAAAGAUGGUGAAAAAGAAAUAUCUAAUUUAA
Molecule: messenger RNA, 4496 nt
Organism: Python bivittatus (Burmese python)
Lineage: Eukaryota; Metazoa; Chordata; Lepidosauria; Squamata; Pythonidae
Gene: PPP1R10
Product: protein phosphatase 1 regulatory subunit 10
Cellular component (GO): PTW/PP1 phosphatase complex; chromatin; nucleus
Molecular function (GO): metal ion binding; protein phosphatase 1 binding
Source: RefSeq, a predicted model, not a curated record